AAAAAAAAAAACCUUGGUUGAACACAUCAUUAUCAUCUCUCUUGAUUCUGCUAUCGUUCGUCCCUCAGGACCCUCACCGGUGAAGCUGAUGGCAUUCCCUUUGCCAAUCUCUAGCAGCCAAAUUUCGGUCUCGUCUCAGGGUUGCAGUAAAUUAUCAGAUAUGAGCAUUUCUGGGGUUUCCACGCGUUUUGGCUUCCUAAAAUCGAGUAGUUCUGUCAAGGAACAAUCUAAAACUCAACUCCUAUGUUCAAGAAUCGACAGUGGCAAUGUCAGGAGUAUGAAAUUUCAGAUGUCUGUAGGCGACCUGCUGAGAAUGAGGGCUCAACAAGAAACAACGGAAGUCAGCAUUCAAGAUCUCUUACGUUCAAAGAGUUGAUGGACGGAUUGAGGAGAUAUGGGAUUUCUGGAAUAUUGUCUUAUGGGCUGCUGAAUACCAUCUAUUAUCUUACCACAUUUCUCAUUUUCUGGUUUUAUGUUGCUCCAGCUCCUGGAAGAAUGGGUUAUGCUGCAGCUGUUAAGAGAUUUAUCAAAGUAAUGGCGAUGGUUUGGGCUGGAAGUCAAGUAACCAAGCUUGUCAGAGCUGGAGGGGCUGUAGCACUUGCACCAACAGUUGAUAAAGGAUUGUCAUGGUUCACAAUGAAGUUCAAGUUUGAGUCUCAGGGAAAGGCAUUUAUGGCAAUUGUGGGUCUCUGUUUUGGGUUGGCUCUUAUGCUAUUCCUUUUGGUGACACUGCUUUGGGCUUGAUUAUUUCUUCUAGUUGUCCUCACAUGGAAUAAUGGUGGUUUAUUCGCUCUUGAAACACCGGCAUCUUGUCAUUUCUCUGAAUAUAUUACUGUGAUAUGGUUAGAAAAGGUUGAUCUUCAGUUCUCAGUUUUAGCUCUGCACUAUCUCCUCCUACGAGUUACUGUUUUUGAAUAUAUUCAAUUUUCAGAUUGUGUUGCGGCAUCAAGUUAUAGACGAGAUUAG
Molecule: messenger RNA, 966 nt
Organism: Macadamia integrifolia
Lineage: Eukaryota; Viridiplantae; Streptophyta; Magnoliopsida; Proteales; Proteaceae
Exons: 9
Coding region: 244-744 (166 amino acids)
Source: RefSeq, a predicted model, not a curated record